Trichoderma virens Gv29-8 is the source of this 745-nucleotide messenger RNA. RefSeq lists its product as uncharacterized. The transcript has 3 exons. Lineage: Eukaryota; Fungi; Ascomycota; Sordariomycetes; Hypocreales; Hypocreaceae. The record is from RefSeq and is a predicted model, not a curated record. The coding region runs from base 155 to 400 and encodes 81 amino acids.
CAACAUUCCUGGUUUUAUCCUACAAAGUGCAAAGCACAACAAACAAACACCACAACAACUUUACUCUACCAACAUCAAUCAAUCAAAUCAACCACUUAUACCUACUACACAACUGAACCUCCACAAAACAAACAAGCAAACAACGCCACCAAAAAUGGACUCUUCACCACCAACAACCCCAACCAAAACCCAACAAUCACAAACCCAACACUACCAAUCUCCUUACCCCCAAGACUCCUCCCCCGCCUGCCGCUCCGCUAUCCAGCACACCUCCUCAUGGAAACCUAGCUCGCUCGAUCGCCGCCUCAGCUGGAGCUCCCAGGACCAGAAGCACGCGCUGCAGAUGAGCGGCAUUGAGGGCGUGCGGUCGGGACACCAGGGCUUUACGGAGCGAUCGUGAUUUUCUUCUACGGGGAGUGUAGAUUGCAUGAGGGAGAUGAUUGGGAAAAAAAAAGAGAGAUUCAUGAGCUGCAUGUGUGGUUUUUCUUCUUCUUCUUUUCUUUCUUUCAAUGAUUUGAUAUGAAAAGGAAAAAGCGUAUUUGGGAAAUUUGUUUGGGAAAUUGGGUCAACCAUUGGGAACUGCAUGGCACGGAGCGAAAUAACAAAAGCAUGCGAAAUAAUGCCGAGAUUGAGCUGAUGGUAUUCGGGACCUGAGAUGUGACUCCAAGUCGAGCAUCAUGGCAGAUUGGCAGAUACCUAUAAUAGCUCCGUACUGAAUGGUUAUUUACUUGGUUCUUUAAUCUUU